Messenger RNA from Schizophyllum commune H4-8, 1096 nucleotides. RefSeq lists its product as uncharacterized. Bases 74 to 727 code for a protein of 217 amino acids. NCBI's taxonomy places the organism in Eukaryota, Fungi, Basidiomycota, Agaricomycetes, Agaricales, Schizophyllaceae. The transcript has 4 exons. The record is from RefSeq and is a predicted model, not a curated record.
GCCAGAACCUUCAUCUCCUCCCUCUGAGACGCCCCGCCCCUCCCCCUCACCCCUAAACUCUUAUCCCCCCAAAAUGCCGCCCCGCAAAGCAGCCGCGACGACCGAGGGCGAAGCCCCCGAACCCCGCCGCUCGUCGCGCAUCAAGGAGCAGCCCAAGCCCCCUGCCCCCGCCCCCGCUCCCGCGAAGAAGGCCGCUAAGCCGCGCGCGAAGAAGGCGGACGGCGCCGAGGGGGACGACGCGGAGAAGCCCAAGUCGGGCCGCGGGCGCAAGCGCAAGGAGCCUGAGACCAACGGCGACGCCGCCGACGAGCCUGCCGCGAAGAAGAGCAAGCCCGCGAGCAAGGCGAAGCCGGCCAGCAAGGCUGCUGAGAAACCUGCGAGCAAGGCCGCGAAGCCGGCGAGUAAGGCUACCAAGCCGGCGAGCAAGGCGUCGGCCAAGCCUGCGUCGCGCGCGUCUGCGAAGCCCGCGUCCAAGGCGGCGGAGAAGCCUGCGUCCAAGGCAUCUGCGAAGCCCGCCUCGCGCGCUGCGUCUGCAAAGCCCCCGUCGCGUGCCGGAUCGAAGAAGCCUGCCUCGCGCGCUGGCUCCAAGAAGCCCGAGAGCAAGGUUGGAGCCAUCGAAGGCCAGGAGGCCCCGAAGAUUGACGAGACAAUUCUCGAGGAGAAUGAGGAUGAGGUUCAGGCCGAUGCGGCUCAAACUACGGAUGCCCCUGCUGCUGAGGCGUCCUAAUGUCGCUCAUCGACAGUUCAUCCACGGCCACUACCUCUUUCAGCGGCCGUGAAGGACUUUGCUCGCUGUCGUGUUUUGACCGUCUCCUUUGAGUCUCUGUCAGUGCUCCGAUUGUGCUUCUCCAUGUCUGUCUGAUUUAUUCUUUGUCUGUACGCGACUACUGCUUUCUCCCCUUUGCGGGCUUCAUAUGGCUCCUUUGCGGGCUUCAUAUGGCUGAAGUUUGCGGACCUCACACCCUGCUCUGGUGCGACGGCCGCUUUGGCUUUCGAUAUACGUGCGCUCGAAUAUUUGUCUCAAUACUAUUCUGCGUCCGAAUGUUCCCUGUAACCGUACAUAUUCGCCUGAAUGAUUUGUUUCUUUGAACCUGUU